Messenger RNA from Leucoraja erinaceus (little skate), 1199 nucleotides. It is a transcript of the gene msx1a, whose product is annotated as muscle segment homeobox 1a. Gene Ontology annotation, biological process: regulation of transcription by RNA polymerase II; embryonic morphogenesis. The transcript is spliced from 2 exons. NCBI's taxonomy places the organism in Eukaryota, Metazoa, Chordata, Chondrichthyes, Rajiformes, Rajidae. Gene Ontology annotation, cellular component: nucleus. The coding region runs from base 118 to 993 and encodes 291 amino acids. The record is from RefSeq and is a predicted model, not a curated record. Gene Ontology annotation, molecular function: RNA polymerase II transcription regulatory region sequence-specific DNA binding; DNA-binding transcription factor activity, RNA polymerase II-specific.
AACGCCCCGGCGCCCAGUGGCACCAGGAACAUUGACAAUGUUUUGAGAAGCCCGGACUGCGGGCAGGCCCAGUACAAUCAGGGGGCGCAUCGCAUCGCAACUUGUCUAUUUUCUUGAAUGCAACAUCCGAAAAGGGAUCGACUCUAUAUGGCCCCUUGUUCUGCCAUGAGUGCUUUGCAAGUGACAACUGGCGGCGUGAAAAUCGAAGAGCCCCGCUCCUUGAGUAAAGGGAUACAGAGCACUGUGAAGCUGGCGGUGGAGGGAGAGAUGGACAGACCCAAAGCUCCGCCUGCGCCUCUCCCUUUCAGUGUCGAGGCGCUCAUGUCUGACAGGAAACCCAGCAGGGACAGCUCCACAUCGGACCUGCCGUUUGUCGGCCCCUCGCGGAACCUUAGCCCUCGGACCGCUGGUUUAUCGGCUCAGGAGACGCUACCCACAUCCCUGCCGGUGAACACCUCCUACACAGUGGAAGGACUGUUAAAACUGUCCGAAGACGCACUUGUCAAAUCGGAGAGCAGCGACCGACAAGAUCGGGCGGCUUGGAUACAAGACUCGCGCUUUUCUCCUCCCAGGAGAAUGAGUCCGCCAGCCUGCACCCUGAGAAAGCACAAAACCAACCGCAAACCCAGGACCCCGUUCACCACCUCACAGUUACUGGCCCUGGAGCGGAAAUUCCGCCAGAAACAGUACCUGUCCAUCGCCGAGAGAGCAGAGUUCUCCAGCUCCCUCAAUUUAACUGAGACUCAAGUGAAAAUCUGGUUUCAGAAUCGCAGGGCGAAAGCCAAACGACUGCAAGAGGCCGAGCUGGAAAAACUGAAAAUGGCAGCCAAGCCCAUGCUCCCACCGGCUUUUGGAAUUAGUUUCCCCAUCGGUACUCCAGUCCCUGCAACAUCCCUGUACGGAGCUCACCACUUCCACAGACCCACUCUACCAGUGUCGCCGGUCGGACUAUAUGCCGCUCACGUCGGAUACAGCAUGUACCAUUUAGCUUGAACGGAGUCGAGCGAAGAGAGAGAGAGACUUGAAAUAACACACGCACGCAUACACAUCCUAUUGACACCCCCUCCCCUUCUUCCCCAUCCAUCUGCAAUGAUUCCUCAUUGGGAAGGAGUUUGUGUACUAUGUAAUAUACUGUAUAUUUGAAGUUUAUCGUUUAUAUUAUGCAUAUAUUUGUUAAAUAAAUGUAAGUGUUUCAAGUA